This is a messenger RNA of Notechis scutatus (mainland tiger snake), 3596 nucleotides long. It is a transcript of the gene PHF14, whose product is annotated as PHD finger protein 14. The record is from RefSeq and is a predicted model, not a curated record. Gene Ontology annotation, biological process: regulation of transcription by RNA polymerase II. Lineage: Eukaryota; Metazoa; Chordata; Lepidosauria; Squamata; Elapidae.
CAGCGGAAGCGGCCUGAGCGGGGUUUGGAGAGAUGAGAACUGCAUCCGGGGCACGAUUUCGCCUAUUGUCUGGGUUACGGAAUUGGCCUAGGGGAUCGCGCAGCCUCCCAUUGAGCCCUAGCGCGAUUGCGGUCUGAGGGGGGCGAAGCUCCCUGACGGGUACAGGCGGUUUUCUGCAUGCCCGGGAGCAGCUGCUCGGAUUCAGUGAUGGAUCGUAGCUCGAAGAGGCGGCAGGUGAAGCCUUUGGCAGCUUCCCUGCUGGAAGCUUUAGAUUAUGACAGUUCAGAUGACAGUGACUUUAAGGUUGGAGAUGCUUCAGAUUCUGAAGGCAGUGGACAUGGCAGUGAAGAUGGAUCAAAGGAUAGCGGAGAAGGUUCCUGUAGUGAAUCAGAAGAAAACAUAUUGGAGGAAGAGCUGGCAGAAGAAGAUGAAGAAAGGAAAAAACCAGAGGAAAAACCUAAAAAUUCAGGUGGAGAAGAACUGCCAGUAACAGAGAAAAGGACUAUUAAAACUGAGAAAAAAGAAGAGGAGGAUGAAGAAGAGGAAGAUAGAGAAGCAGAAGAGAAGGGAAAAAAGAAAAAGGAGAAAGAAAAAGAGGGAGAGAAGCCCAAUGAAGGAGAUGCUGGUGUUGAUGAGCACACAAAUGAGCCAAAAAAGUGGAACCUGAGAAGAAAUCGCCCUCUUUUAGAUUUUGUAUCUAUGGAAGAACUAAAUGAUAUAGAUGACUAUGACAGUGAAGAUGACAAUGAUUGGCGCCCAACUGCAGGAAAAAAGAAGGGGAAAAACACACUGCGCAGAGAAGGAAGUGAUGGUGACAAUGAGGAUGAUGAAGAUGAUGGGAGUGGAAGUGAUGAGGAUGACAAUGAAGAGGAAGCCAAUGAUGAUGAAGAUAGCAGUGCUGCUAGCGAUGGGGAAUCCAAGAAGAAAAAAAACAAAGCUCUUAGCAGAAAUAGUGUUGAUGAGGAGGAGCUGACAAAUGAUAGCCUGGCUCUUUCACAAAGCAAGAGCAACGAGGACUCGCUGAUUCUUGAAAAAUCUCAAAAUUGGAGUUCCCAGAAAAUGGACCAUAUUAUGAUUUGUUGCGUUUGCCUUGGAGAUAAUAGUGAAGAUGCUGAUGAAAUAAUUCAGUGUGAUAAUUGUGGAAUAACAGUACAUGAAGGUUGUUAUGGUGUUGAUGGUGAAAGUGAUUCCAUUAUGAGCUCUGCUUCAGAAAAUUCCACUGAACCAUGGUUUUGUGAUGCUUGCAAAUGUGGUGUCUCUCCAAGCUGUGAACUUUGUCCCAAUCAAGAUGGAAUCUUCAAGGAGACAGAUGCUGGCAGAUGGGUUCAUAUUGUUUGUGCAUUAUAUGUCCCCGGAGUGGCAUUUGGAGAUAUUGACAAAUUGCGACCAGUAACUCUUACAGAAAUGAACUAUUCCAAGUACGGUGCAAAGGAAUGUAGCUUCUGUGAAGAUCCUCGUUUUGCAAGAACUGGUGUUUGUAUUAGCUGUGAUGCUGGAAUGUGUAGAGCUUAUUUCCAUGUGACUUGUGCUCAGAAAGAAGGUCUAUUAUCAGAAGCGGCAGCAGAGGAGGAUAUUGCAGAUCCUUUCUUUGCUUACUGUAAACAACAUGCUGACAGAAUGGAUAGAAAAUGGAAGCGCAAGAACUAUUUGGCUUUACAGUCCUACUGUAAAAUGUCUUUGCAAGAAAGAGAAAAACAACUUUCACCUGAAGCUCAGGCUCGAAUUAAUGCCAGACUUCAGCAGUACCGUGCUAAAGCAGAAUUAGCACGCACCACAAGACCACAAGCCUGGGUUCCAAGAGAAAAAUUGCCACGGCCACUCACUAGCAGUGCUUCAGCAAUACGUAAGCUCAUGCGUAAAGCUGAAUUAAUGGGCAUUAGUACAGAUAUCUUUCCUGUUGACACUUCAGAUACCAGUUCCAGUGUGGAUGGAAGACGAAAGCAUAAACAACCAGCGUUGACUGCUGAUUUUGUGAAUUAUUAUCUUGAGAGAAACAUGCGCAUGAUCCAGAUUCAGGAGAAUAUGGCAGAACAGAAGACAAUUAAGGAUAAGCUGGAGAAUGAACAAGAAAAACUUCAUGUAGAAUACAACAAGUUGUGUGAAUCUUUAGAAGACCUUCAGAAUAUGAAUUCAAAGUUGCGAAAUGAAGGGCAAGGAAUGUGGGCUCUCCUAGGAAGAAUUAUUGGACAGAAACUAAAUAUACCAGCAAUUUUGCGAGCACCCAAGGAGAGAAAACCCAGUAAAAAGGAAGGUGGAACUCAUAAGACUACAACCCUUCCAGCAGUACUUUAUAGUUGUGGGAUUUGCAAGAAGAACCAUGAUCAGCACCUCCUUUUGCUGUGUGAUACUUGUAAACUCCAUUAUCACCUUGGAUGUCUGGACCCUCCACUUUCAAGGAUGCCAAGGAAGACUAAAAACAGUUACUGGCAAUGUUCAGAAUGCGACCAAGCAGGUAGCAGUGACAUGGAAGCAGACAUUGCCAUGGAAACUUUACCAGAUGGAACUAAGCGAUCAAGGAGGCAGAUUAAGGAGCCAGUAAAAUUUGUUCCACAGGAUGUACCCCCAGAACCAAAGAAGAUUCCUGUCAGAAACACGAGAACUAGAGGAAGAAAACGAAGCUAUCUUCCAGAAGAAGAAAAACCUGAGGAAAGGAUUCCAAGAGAAAGAAGACAAAGACAAUCUGUAGUACAAAAGAAGCCAAAAUCUGAGGACUUAAGAACAGAAUGUGCUACAUGUAAGGGAACUGGAGACAAUGAAAAUCUAGUCAGAUGUGAUGAAUGCAGACUAUGCUAUCAUUUUGGUUGUUUGGAUCCUCCCUUGAAAAAAUCUCCAAAGCAAACUGGCUAUGGAUGGAUUUGUCAAGAAUGUGAUUCUUCCUCAUCUAAAGAGGAUGAAAAUGAACCUGAAGGAAAACAUCCCUCUCAAGAGAUAAACAUAGAACAGAAAAAUUCCAAAAAAUAGAAAUAUCAUUCCUCUCUGAAAUAUGUUUUCAAAAAAAUUAAAUGUCAUUCCUCUUUGAAAUGUAUUAAGUAAUAUCAAAGUAAUUAAUGUGUCUCAUUGUAAAAAUUAUAGAACAUUCCCAAUAAAAGACAUUGGAAAUUAAAAUGUAUCUUACUCUGAGGAAUUGUUUAAAUGGCUUUUGGUAAUAUUUAUGAUUAAGAAAUCAUGAAUUUUUCAUUACACACACACACACACACACACAAUAUAAAAGCAUUAAAAUUAUGUGCAGUAUAAUCUUUUUUGUGAUACACAUUUCUUGAAAUUCUCCAUUGUGUUAUUUAAGGUAUAUGCUGAAAGACUCAGUAGCAUUCAGAAUGUAUCCCAUAUCCCACAGCAUUUCUAUGUGGUUUGUGAUUGAUUUUGGUAGUUACAAAUUUUAAUAAUUAGGUAAUAGAAAUAUGACUUUUUUCUGAAUUGAAAUAAUUGUAAACAUUAUUUCAAAAAUAAAAUAGGAUUCUUUGUAAAGUUGCAUCCCAUUUGAGUAAUUCAUGUAUUUAGCAUAGUAUGGCAAGCCAUGUUGGAUUAGUUCCAAAUAAGAAUUCAGUUGUUGUUUGUUCAGUAAUAGUUUAUAACUUUACAUUUGCUUAAUAAAACAU